CCUGGCCGCCUCUCGCCCGGCGGGCCUCAGGUGACGCGGCCGCGGCUUAACUUUCGCACCUGAGGCUCUCGGAGCGGCCUCGGGGCGCGCCCACCUGGAGGUUGGAAUUACACAGGGUCGAAAAAGCUGAGUCCUGGAGGCGAGGCGCUAUGAAAAGAAGCAAAGAAUUGAUAACUAAAAAUCAUAGUCAAGAGGAAACAAGUAUUCUUCGUUGUUGGAAAUGUAGAAAAUGUAUAGCAAGCUCUGGUUGUUUUAUGGAGUAUCUUGAGAAUCAAGUGAUUAAGGAUAAAGAUGAUUCAGUUGAUGCUCAAAAUAUUUGUCAUGUGUGGCACAUGAAUGUAGAAGCCCUUCCAGAAUGGAUAAGCUGCCUAAUCCAAAAAGCCCAGUGGACAGUUGGAAAACUGAAUUGUCCUUUCUGUGGGGCCCGUUUAGGGGGCUUUAAUUUUGUCAGCACUCCAAAAUGUUCCUGUGGCCAGCUUGCAGCUGUACAUCUCUCCAAGAGCCGGACUGAUUAUCAGCCAACACAGGCAGGCAGACUAAUGAGACCAUCAGUGAAAUACUUGUCACAUCCUAGAGUUCAGUCAGGUUGUGACAAGGAAGCUCUGCUGACAGGUGGUGGCUCUGAAAACAGAAAUCACAGGCUUUUAAACAUGGCCCGAAAUAAUAAUGACCCUGGAAGAUUAACAGAAGCACUCUGCCUGGAGGUGCGACCAACAUAUUUUGAGAUGAAGAACGAAAAACUGCUGUCCAAAGCAUCAGAACCAAAAUACCAGCUUUUUGUUCCCCAGCUUGUGACUGGCAGAUGCGCUACAAGAGCUUUUCAUAGAAAAUCACAUAGUUUGGAUCUGAACAUCAGUGAGAAACUGACUUUAUUACCCACUUUAUAUGAAAUACAUAGUAAGACUACUGCCUAUUCCAGACUAAAUGAAACACAGCCUAUUGACCUUUCAGGCUUGCCUUUACAAUCUAGUAAAAAUAGCUAUUCCUUUCAGAAUCCAUCCAGUUUUGAUCCUAGUAUGCUGCUGCAAAGAUUUUCAGUGGCCCCCCAUGAGACCCAGACACAAAGAGGAGGAGAAUUUCAGUGUGGUCUAGAAGCUGCUUCAGUGUAUUCUGACCAUACUAAUACUAACAAUCUGACUUUCCUGAUGGACCUGCCCUCAGCUGGCAGGAGCAUGCCGGAGGCCUCAGACCAGGAAGAGCACCUCUCCCCUCUGGACUUCCUGCACUCAGCCAAUUUUUCAUUGGGCAGCAUUAAUCAGAGGCUUAAUAAGAGAGAAAGGAGCAAGUUGAAGAAUCUAAGAAGGAAACAACGAAGGCGUGAAAGAUGGCUACAGAAGCAGGGUAAAUACUCAGGAGUGGGAUUGCUGGAUCAUAUGACUUUGAAUAAUGAGAUGAGUACAGAUGAAGACAAUGAAUAUGCAGAAGAAAAGGAUAGCUACAUCUGUGCAGUGUGUCUGGACGUUUAUUUCAACCCUUAUAUGUGUUACCCUUGCCAUCACAUCUUCUGUGAGCCCUGCUUACGGACUCUGGCCAAAGACAAUCCUUCAAGCACUCCAUGCCCAUUGUGUCGGACAAUUAUUUCUAGAGUCUUUUUCCAAACAGAAUUGAACAAUGCCACAAAAACUUUCUUUACUAAAGAAUAUUUGAAAAUAAAACAAAGCUUUCAGAAAUCCAACUCUGCAAAAUGGCCCCUACCAAGCUGCAGAAAAGCAUUUCAUCUUUUUGGAGAUGUACAAAUGAAGAAAAUGAAGACUAUACAAUAAGAGCAAAUCCGAAGACUCAUGACUAAAUUGACUUUGCCAUGCUAUCACUGUUUAGUACAUAGAUAAUGAAAAUACGUCUCAAAAGUAUCAGAUUUGACAAAGUCAUAUUUAUGGCAGCGGCAGCCCAUCUGGAACAGCUGCUACUAUGAAGCCAGCUGCAGUCGGGGAGGCACAAGCCAGGGCUGCACAUUCCACAGAGCUGGCAGGAGCCAGGAACAGGUGGGAGCCCUGCCCCUUUCCAAGUUAGCAGGGUGGGAGCCCUGCCUACCCAGGCAAAGUUGCAGCCACCCAGCCAUGGCUUCGGACCGAGACAUCCUUGUACUCUUGGGGACUGGGGAAGCCCCCUUGCCCCUGCAGGCUCAGAAAUGCCUACUCCUGCUGCCUGGCCUCUCCAUGCUCCUGGCACCCACUCCAAUUUCACAGCAAAGUUGAAGCCAAGCCCAGGCACUGUCGCAACCCAGCCAAGUGUGUACACUCUCAGGGCAGUCCUGACAUGCCAGCCCCCUGCUGCCUAGGCCCACUCCAAACUCUGGGUGCUGACAAGCAUGGGAGGAAGGCUGAGGGGAGCUGAGGGCAGCUCAGCGCAACCUGCAUACACCGCUUGGCAAGAAUAGCUUGGGCACUGUGGGCACCGUGGAUGGCAGGUUGAUGGUGGCAGGAGGCAGACAGGCUCCUGGGCAGAAAGGGGACAGGUCCCUGGUAAAGCCCCACCUUCUUCAAACCUGAAGACUGGGGGCUGGGCUGUCAGUUCUGUGGACCAGAGUGAGAACUUACAGUGCUUUUUCCAGGCCUGCCUAUGGCCACCCAUGAACCAGUCAGCAUGCACUUCCUCCCCUCUUUAGCCCAUAAAAACCCUGGACUCAGCCAGACUCAGGCAGACAGUGGGACAACCUACCUGACAAUAUGACCUGUGAGUCUCCUCUCCACUGAGGGCUGUAGAGACAGCGGGACAACCUGCCUGUGAAUAGGAGAUACCCACUGUGGGUCUCCUGAGAACUGUUCUACCACUCAGUGAAGCUCCUCUCCACCUUGCUUACCCUCCAGUUGUCUGCAUACCUCAUUCCUCCUGAAUGUGGGACAAGAACUCAGGACCUGCUGAGUGGCAGGACUAAAAGAACUGUAACACAAUAAGGGCUGAAACACACCCCCGCCCCAUGCUCGCCACAUUGACGGUGACAAGACAAGAAGAGCUGCAGCCCUUUGAGGAGCCCAGAUGUAGAGAUCCCUGAGCCAGGGCUGUGACACCCUCCUUGGGGUUCUGCAGUUCCUGGAGUCUCCAAGCUUCCAGGCACCACUGCAUUUACCUCGUCCUGACUCGGGUGCCCACAGCAGAAGCCGCAUGAAGUAUAUCUCAUCCAGCCACAGCCACACACAGAGCCAACACCUGGAGCUCCCUGCCCCGCCACAGCAGCCAGCAUGCCUGGCUGUGCACAGUGGCUGGACCUCACGCUUGCUCAACCACACACCCCUUGCCAUUCUGCACCUGGCUUGCACUUGGCAGAUGUGGGAUCUGAGCCAGUAGUAAGAGCCAAGCACAGCCUGCCAGGCCAAGUGGGUUGAACUGGCCCAGCAGGCACAAGCAGUACUCAGGCAGAAGAUGCCGUCAGCUACAGAGGUUUCUGGCUGGUGAAGUGACACCCUAGGGAUCCUGUGACAAUAGUUAACAAAGGCACCAGUACUCUGUAUAAAGAUUCCUAAUAAUGCGUUCAUUAGCAGAAGCUCUAUUUAUUUAGUUUUAAUAUUUUAUAGUUGUCCCACAAGUUUAAAACAAAUAGAAAGUAACAGAGCCUUGGUGUCAGGGUGUCUUAGAGAUGUGCAGUGGUCAAGGAAUACCAAUUUCUGGCUUUAGGUCUAAGUUAUCAACAUGACUUCAGCGAUAUCAUAGGAUCUCUGUUUUGAUCUGUAAAAUAGGAAUAAUUAUGUCUUCCUCACCUAACUAAUAUAGUAGUAAAGAUUAAAUGGGCUAAUGUGAAAGUACAUUGUAAAUUAUAACUAAUUGGAAUAUAAAAAUAUAAGGAAUGAAGGUAAUGCAAUAUCUAAUACCUUUUUCUGCUUUGGGAAUUUGUUACUAUAUGAACAUACAAUAUGGACAUAAAAUAUAAUUUCAUCUUUUAUGAAACCGUAGUUUAUCAAAGCAUGAACUACUGUGCAGUUUUCGUUAUUUAACAAUUAUGACAUUAUGGGACCUGGUAGAAAAGUCCAGAUAUGAGGAACUGUGAUCUUCAGGGAACAGGAGGAACUUCUGCAUAAGACCAACAAAAUCAGUACAGCUACUACCUACACCAAAAGGAGGUUGGUCUUCUGCGUAAGACCAACAAGAUCAGUACAGUACUACCUACACCAAAAGGAGAUAGAAGCAGAGCCCCUAUGAUUGUGGCAAAAGAAAAAUUGGUGCAUGAAAUUGGUACUCUCAAAGAAAGUAACAUAAGAAUAUAACUUUACACAGUGAUUUGAAUGAAGAAAAUAGUUUAAGGACAUUAUAUAAGCACAUACUACUUUAUAAAGUGGUCAGUAACUGUAAAAAUUUAAUAUCUAGAGAUUUGGUAUAGAUAGGUUUUAUUUUUAUUUUUUACUCAUUUAUUUUAUUUUUUUGAGACAAAGUCUGGCUCUAUCGCCCAGGCUAGAGUGUAGUGGCGCAAUCUCAGCUCACUACAACCUCUGCCUCCUGGGUUCAAGCAGUUCUUCUGCCUCAGCCUCCCAAGUAGCUGGGAUUACAGGUGCGUGCUACCAUGCCAAGCUUUUUAGUAGAGAAGGAGUUUCGUCAUGUUGGCCAGGCUGGUCUUGAAUAAUGAAUGACCUCAGGUGAUCCACCCGCCUUGGCCUCCCAAAAGUGCUGGGAUUAUAGGCAUGAGCCACUGUUCCUGGCCAUAGAUAGGUUUUAAUAGGUCACAUUUAGCCCCCAAAAUAUGAAAUCAAAUGUAAGAAAUCGAGUCUUAAAGGAUUUCAUACCAAAGAAAAGUAAGUUUAUUAUUUUAAGAGUGUUCUUCAAAACAGUCCCUUGUAUUCUACCUUCUAUGCUAUACCCAAAGUUCUAAAAGAAUGGAGUACCUUCUGGAUAACUCUACACUUUCCCUUGUCUUUUUGUAUUCUGAGGUAGUACAGAAGCUAUAAUUUAAAGCAGUUGCUUCCUUGUGAUUUCUUCUUGUCUUCCCCAUAGGAGUUCCAAAUAACUUAAUUUUUUAAGUGUGUGUUUAUGAAGGAGGUUCAAAGUAGCAUUAUUACACCACCCAACAUAAGAAAUAUAUAUAUUCUAUCAGGAGCUCAGCUGAGCUGGGAAAGAGCUGAGUUAUCAGGUGUCUGGAGUAGCCGAUUAAAGUAUCAAGCCAAAAAUGAAGGAGUUAAGCCUUUAAUCAUUUACUGCAAUAGUAUAACCAAGAGUCUAAAACCAGAGGAAAUGCUGUCUCCUCCUGUUCAAUUAUCUCAUGCAACAGUGCACACUGGUCCAGGGCCACAUAGAGCAGGGCAGAAGUAAGGAUUCACUCACUGUUGAGAAUGUCCCAAACAAAAGGCUCCAGCAGUUUUUCAGACCCUGAGGUCAGGAGGAUUGGCAAAGAGGAAAGGCUAGGAGUAGGAAAGCAAUGGGCACUGAGUCAGAGUGGAGAAAAGUGUUUCCCCCUCCAACCUCCAUAAGAAAGCCUUUGUAGAGACACAGAAGGACCUCUGCCCAAGCCGUCAGAUAGAUAUAAGUAGUAACAAAGGUGCUGGGAAUAUGAAUAUAAAUACGUAAAAGUGUAUAUGCAGCCAGGGGAGCCUGAGAACUUGACUGCAGCUCCCUUCAGAGAUUGUAAUGCACUGGUUGUACAACAAAUCUGGCUUUUUCCCAUGAAUCCUGCCAGAUAAAGCCUUUGUAAUGGUCUGUUGAGGCCUGAAAAAAAAUCGCACAUAGGAUUUUAAUCAGGAACUGUACUCCUCAAUUACCAAUAUUAUUGAAGCACCUUCUGUAGUUCUUCUUUGUUUACCCUGAUUCCCCUGAAUUUUGUAUUUAUCAUUUCUUUGUAUAAGUAUACAUAUGUAUACUUAAUCAUGUUACUUAAUUUUGCUUGUCUUUUAACUUUUAUAAUGGUAGCAAUGUAUAUAUUCUGCUUUGCUUUGUCAUUCAAUAUUUUUCUCAAAUCCAUUUCAGUAAGUGUGGCCACAUUCUUUUUACUACUACACUGUAGUCAAUUAUGUGAAAAUGCCCCAACCCAACUUAUCCAUUCUCUUGUUGAUGAACAAUUGAGUGGUCCAAUUUUUAUUAUAAACAGUGUUUCUAUAAACACUCUUGUGAUGUCUCCUGGAACAUAAGAGUUACUCUAGAAUAAAUGCCAGGUAGAAACUGGCUGGGUCAUAGGAAAAGCACAUCUUUAACUUCAUAACCUACCCAAAACCGUUUUCCUAAAUGGCUGUGAUGAUUUAUCACCAGCUUUGUCUACCACAUUUGGUAUUUUCAGUCUUUUAGAUUUUACUGAUUUGAUAGGUAGAAAAUGAUAUCUCAUUGGGGUUUUAAUUUCCAUUACUGUGAUUACUGAUGGGGGUUGAACAUAUCUUUAUAUGUGUAUUGAUCAUUAAAUUUCUUCAUCUGUGAAAUGCUUUUUUACGAUUUUCUGUUGGUUGUAUUUUUUUGUUGUUUAAGAAUGUUAAAAUAUUUUCUAGUGACUUUUUUUCUGUUGGUUAUAUGAAUGGCAGUUAUUGUCUCCCAGUCUGUGGGUUCUUUUUACUUUGAUAUAUUUUAAUGAAUUGUAGUUCUUCAAUUUCUUCAUCUUUCUGGUGUGUACUUGCUUAAGAAAUUCUUCUCUUUCCCCAAGGUCAUAAAGAUAUUUUCUUAUGUAUUUUUCAAAUAAUUUGAAAGAUCUUUGAAACUGAUUUGUGUUAAUUUUUUUUUUAUUGAUUUACUUUCUUUGUUGUAGGUAGAGACCCAGUUUCUUUGGAUUUUUUUCCUACCACCAUUUGUUGAAAAUAAUGUAUCAUUUCCUCACUGAUCUACAGUACUAAUCUGUCAUAUUUUAAUUUCCACACUUGGGUCUGUUUUGAGGUCUUUGAGUCCAUUGGUAUAAUUUUUUAUUCCUAUAGCAAUACCAUACUGUUUCAGUCACUAAAAACUUAGUAAGUUUUGAUAUCCCCCCUUCCAAUUUGUUUUGCUGCAAGAGUGUCUUGGCCAUUUUUUGGCCCUUUGCUCUUCCAUAUAAAUUUUUAAAUCACCUGGUCAAGCUGCAUGAAAAACUAUGUUCUACUUGGGAAAUGGGGUCCUAUUAAAUGUAUAAAUCAAUUUGGGGAGUAUUGAUACCUUAGAGUAAAAGUACUUCUAUCAGUGUUGUUUAUCUCUUCAUUUGUUUAGAUCUCCUUUGAUGUCCUAUAAUAAAGUUUUAUAAUGUUUUUAUAAAUAUCUCGCACAUCUUUUGGCUAGAUUUAUUCCCAUGUACUUGCUAUGUUGUCCUCUUCUCUCCUUUUUUGAAACUUCAGUGCAGAAAAAUUGUCCUAGUCACACUUAAUUUAUGGCAUACCAUCAUCACUGUUCCACAUACUCAUUUGUUUUCUUUUUAUCCCCAUAUCCUUCUUUCUACUUCACUCUCAUCCCAUAGCCAACCAUUAUAUUGGGUUUACUUAAUGUGUGUCAUUUUGUGUUCUUAUAGAAUGUAUAUUGUUUCUGCACAUAUAUUUUUAAUUUGUGAAAAUGGUCUUAUAUAUUGCAUUGUUUCUCUUUCACCUAGCACUGCCCUUUAGAUCCAUCCAAGUGGUUAUGCGUACCUCUAAUCUGUGACUUCUAAUUAAUGCUCUACUAAGGUGUGCAUUUACCAUAUUUUGUCUAUCUAUUCACUUUCUAGAAUACUUCCAACUCUCUGCCACAAUAAAAACACUCUAAUGAAUAUCCUACUGUGGGCUGUGAAUAUCUAUUUGGUAUAUAGGCUCCAAAGCAGAAUGUCUGGGUCAUAGGAUAUGAGUAUGCUUGACUAAAUAUUGCCAACAGUUCUCCCAAAUGACUAGCCUAGACACCUAUUAUCAGUGUGUAAGGUUGGGAAAAAUUAGCACUAUGGAAAAUGUUGACAGGGAAUGAGAAUUAGAAACCCUCAUUUUAAUUUACAUUCAUCUGAUAAUAGUUUAAGGUCAUUUUAAAUAUUAGCCUUUCAGAUGCCUCUUUUGUAGUUACUUUGCUUAUUUUACUAUGGGGGUUUCUGCCCUUAUUGGUUUUAUAAAAUUUCUUUUAUAUUCUAGAUAUUAAUUUUUUAUUUACUUUAGACAUUACAAAUUUCUUCUGCCAUUUUUAUCAUCUACAUAUUGUUUGUCCAUGGUAUCUUUCAUUGUAAGGAAUUCUUAACUUUGAUAUAAUUAAAUGUUUUUCGCUUUGUGUCUUAAAUUUUUAUUUAGGUUCUUCCCUAUUCCCAGACCACAGAGGUUUUCACUUUGAUUUUCUUUUUUUGUUGUUGUUUUUUUUUUGUUUUUGUUUUUGUUUUUGUUUUUUUUGAGACAACGUCUCACUCUGUUACCCAGGCUGGAGUGCAGUGGUAUGAUCGGCAGCCUCAACCUUCCAAUUCAGGCAAUUCUCCCACCUCAGACUCCUGAGUAGCUGGGACUACAGGAGCACACCACCAUGCCUGGCUGAUUUUGUUUUUGUAGACACAGGCUCUCACUAUGUUGCCUAGGCUGGUCUUGAACUCCUAGCUCAAGCAAUCCUCCUUCCUCGGCCUCCCAAAGUGCUAGGAUUACAGGCAUGAGCCACCCUGCCAAGCCUCGCUUAGAUGUUUUAAAUAUUUAUUUUGUAGUUUUACUUUUUCGGUCUUUAUCUAGAAUCUUCCCCUUAUAUUUUGUUAAAGGUUCAACAUCUGUCUUUUUUCAUAUAAUAGCCUACUUUUCUGAAUAUUAUACAAUCUUGCUGAGAUUUUUAUAUGGUUUCCUAUUGUUGUCUAGAAAUAUAUUUUUUUGCAAUCUUUUUUAUUUUUUAUUAUACUUUAAGUUUUAGGGUACAUGUGCACAAUGUGCAGGUUAGUUACAUAAGUAUACAUGUGCCGUGCUGGUGUGCUGCACCCAUUAACUCAUCAUUUAGCAUUAGAUAUAUCUCUUAAUGCUAUCCCUCCACCCUCCCCCCACCCCACAACAGUCCCCAGAGUGUGAUGUUCCCCUUUCUGUGUCCAUGUGUUCUCAUUGUUCAAUUCCCACCUAUGAGUGAGAACAUGCGGUGUUUGGUUUUUUGUCCUUGCGAUAGUUUACUGAGAAUGAUGAUUUCCAGUUUCAUCCAUGUCCCUACAAAGGACAUGAACUCAUCUCUUUUAUGGCUGCAUAGUAUUCCAUGGUGUAUAUGUGCCACAUUUUCUUAAUCCAAUCUAUCAUUGUUGGACAUUUGGGUUGGUUCCAAGUCUUUGCUAUUGUGAAUAGUGCUGCAAUAAACAUACGUAUGCAUGUGUCUUUAUAGCAGCAUGAUUUAUAGUCCUUUGGGUAUAUACCCAGUAAUGGGAUGGCUGGGUCAAAUGGUAUUUCUAGUUCUAGAUCCCUGAGGAAUCGCCACACUGACUUCCACAAUGGUUGAAAUAUAUUGAUAUUGGUAUGUUGUUAUCAUAUUUAACAACCUUACGAAAUUGUCUUAUUAAGUCUAAUUAUUUAUAAGGUUUUUGUGGCUUUCAGUGAAGACAAUAUUAAAUAAGGACAAUUUUAUAUCUUUCAAUUUAAUGCAUAUGCUUUUUUCUCUUUGCACUUACCAGACUUUCUGAGCUAGGACUUCUAUUUGAUUUUGAACGGAAAAAGUAAUCAUAGCAUCCUGAUUUUAAAAGGAAUGCUUUUGGCUGGGCGCAGUGGCUCAUGCCUGUAAUCCCAACACUUUGGGAGGCCGAGGCAGGCGGAUCACGAGGUCAGGAGAUCGAGACCAUCCUGGCUAACACGGUGAAACCCCGUCUCUACUAAAAAUACAAAAAAAUUAGCCUGGCGUGGUGGCGGGUGCCUGUAGUCCCAGCUACUCAGGAGUCUGAGGCAGGAGAAUGGCGUGAAUCCGGGAGGCAGAGCUUGCAGUGAGUGGAGAUCGCGCCACUGCACUCCAGCCUGAGCAACAAGGCGAGACUCCAUCUCAAAAAAAAAAAAAAAAGUAAUGCUUUUAAUAUUUACAAAUAGGUAUAAUUGUUGCUCUGUAUUCUUGGUAAGUACCCUUCAUCAGGUUUUAAGAAUGUUCUCUCAUCUGUUCCUAAUUUCUAAUGCCUGUAGUUUUUCUUAAAUGGAGUUUAAUUUUGUGGAUGUUUUUUCAGCAUUUCUUGAAAUUAUCAUACGGCUUUACUUCCUCAAUUUGUUAAUGCACUGAAUCAUAUUAAUAGAUUGUAAUUGAUGUUCUAAUGUUAGGACAUUAGAACACUGCUAGAUUUGGUUUGCUAAUAUUUUGUCUCAGAAUUUUACUUAUUUAUGAGUAAAAUUGUAUUUAUUUUUUAUACUGUGUUUUGUCAAUUUCUUCCUAAGUUUAUAUAUCUUUUUGCUGAGAAUUUUUUUUGUGUCAAAUUUGUUAGCCUUUGUUUAUAAUAUUUUAAUCUGUCUUGUAUAUCUAGUUAUGCUCUUUGAAUUCUGAUUAUCUACUCAUUUUUCUGUGAUGUUGCUGAGUAUUUGUCAAUUUUAUUAUUCCAUUUAAAUUACCAAAUUUGAGAAUUGUCUAUUGUAUCUUUGUUUUUAUACAUUCAUUUCUGUUCUUUAUUAAAUCCUUUCUGUUACUGUC
Molecule: messenger RNA, 10422 nt
Organism: Homo sapiens (human)
Lineage: Eukaryota; Metazoa; Chordata; Mammalia; Primates; Hominidae
Gene: RNF180
Product: ring finger protein 180
Exons: 8
Coding region: 150-1763 (537 amino acids)
Biological process (GO): protein ubiquitination; protein polyubiquitination
Cellular component (GO): endoplasmic reticulum membrane; nuclear envelope
Molecular function (GO): metal ion binding; ubiquitin protein ligase activity; ubiquitin conjugating enzyme binding
Source: RefSeq, a predicted model, not a curated record